AUGGGUGUCUACACAAGUGAUUCGACAAUUGGAGGUGUCUUGGUUCAAAGAGUGGAAAAGAAGCUCCAUGUGAUAUAUUAUCAUGCGGCUCUCAAGUACAUUUUUGCCAAGAAGGAAUCCAAGCCUAGGUUGAUCUGGUGGGUUCUUGAACUUCUAAUUUUUUAUAUAGAGAUUAUGGAUAAGAGAGGAGCGGAAAAUGUUGUGGAGGACCAUCUCUCUUGCCUUGAGGAUUCCCAAAUCCAUGAUCAUGGUUCUCUAAUUGAUGAUAGAAUACUUGGUGAUUUCUUAUAUGCUAUUGCGGAUUCAUGGGGAUUUGUUAAGUCAUGUGAUCGUUGUCAUCAACGAGUUAGGAAUAUAUCUAAGAAAAAUGAGAUGCCUCCACAACCUAUUCUUGAGUUGGAAGUAUUCUAUGUAUGGGGAAUUGAUUUCAUGGGACCGUUUCUUUCAUCCUUUGGGAAUCAAUACAUUCUUGUGGCGGUGGAUUAUGUGUCUAAAUGGGUUGAGGCCAUUGCUUCUCCAACAAAUGACCACAAGGUGAUAUUACAAAAGCAUGGAGUUCCUCAACGCUUUGGUCUUCCGUAUCAUCCUCAAAUGAGCGGCCAAGUUGAGGUUUUCAAUCGUCAAAUCAAGUUAGUUCUUGAGAAGGCGGUUGCUAGGAAUAGGAAAGAUUGGGCGGACAAGCUUGAUGAUUCUUUAUGGGCAUAUCGAACGGAUUUCAAGACCCCCAUAGGUACCACUCCAUUUUGCCUUGUUUAUGGAAAGCCUUGUCAUCUUCCGAUGGAGCUUGAGCACCGCGCUCAUUGGGCAACCAAGAAAAUGAAUUUUUAUUUAGCGAGUGAUGGAGAGAAAAGGUGGUUAGAUCUUCAUGAAUUAGAAGAACAUAGGCUUGAUGAUUAUGAUUGUGUAAGUACCUACAAAUCUUGA
Chenopodium quinoa (quinoa) is the source of this 924-nucleotide messenger RNA. RefSeq lists its product as uncharacterized. NCBI's taxonomy places the organism in Eukaryota, Viridiplantae, Streptophyta, Magnoliopsida, Caryophyllales, Amaranthaceae. Gene Ontology annotation, biological process: DNA integration. The coding region runs from base 1 to 924 and encodes 307 amino acids. Gene Ontology annotation, molecular function: nucleic acid binding. The transcript is spliced from 4 exons. The record is from RefSeq and is a predicted model, not a curated record.